AUGAAGUUCUUCGGCGGCAGCAAGAAACCCUCUUCGUCGUCUUCUGCGUCCAAGAAGCACGCCUCCAGUCCCAACCUCGACGACCGUCACCACGACUCGCGGCAGCACCCUCAUUCGGAACCUCCCUCCCCCACCAAGCAGUCGACGUCGUCGUCCGCGUCGGCCACCCCGCGGUCGUCGCCCAAAAAAUCUUCGAGGCCCGCCUCGUACCGGGACUCGACCAGAGACCGCGACCCUGCCGCCUCCAAGUCCUCGUCGUCGCCGCGCAUCUCGAGGCUCUCCCGACACGCCACCGAGCCCACGUCGUCGUCGCGACGGAGCAGCAAGUUUGACUCGGACAUUCAUCCGUUGAACCUGCCGCCCGAGGAGCGCAAGCGCUUCUCCGCCCUCGCCAAUUCCGCAAUGAGCGGCAGCAACGCCAUGGACAUUGACCGGGAGCCGCCCGUCAACGGCAACGGCGCCGCACCCUCGUCUUCGUCGUCGCCGCCGCCGCCCGUUACCCCGAACCCUUCGGCCCAGGCAAAUUUCUCCGUGCCUAUUCCCAACGGCACCGCCCACGACGAAGCGCCCGCCCCGCCGCCGCACAAGUCCAACCCUUCCAGUCCCGUCCCCACGCCCAUGGAGGACGCCGAGGCUUACAAGGCCGCUGGCAACCGCUUCUUCAAGGAGAGAAUCUACAGCAAGGCCAUUGAGCAAUACACCAAGGCCGUCGACUUGUUCCCCGACUCACCAACCUUCCUCAGCAACCGCGCCGCCGCCUUCAUGUCCAAUGGUCAGUACGAGGCUGCCCUCGAGGACUGCUCCCACGCCGCCGAUGUCGAUCCGCAAAACUCAAAAAUUCUGCUGAGGCUGGCACGCAUCUACACAGGCCUCGGCCGGCCAGAGGAGGCCAUGACAACCUUUGGACGCAUCGACCCGCCGCCAUCUGCCAAGGACAUGGCACCCACUCGGGAGAUGCUCCACCAUGUGAACGCCGCCAAGAACAGCUUGCGCGAAGGUACGGCCGGGUCGAUGGUUCUGCACGCUUUGGACCAGGCCGAGCGUGGUCUCGGCCCCAGCGUCACCAAGCCUCGCAAGUGGCAGCUGAUGCGCGGCGAGGCGUACAUCGCCAUGGGACGCGAGAACUCGCUGGGUGAGGCACAGAACAUUGCCAUGUCGCUGCUGCGACACAACAACCAAGACCCCGAGGCUCUUGUCCUUCGUGGUCGUGUCCUUUACGGCCAAGGCGAUAACGAAAAGGCCAUACAGGCGUUUCGCAUGGCCAUCAACUGCGACCCUGACUUCCGUGACGCGGUCAAGUGGCUGAGGAUCGUCCAGAAGCUGGACCGCAUGAAGGAGGAGGGCAAUGUCGAGUUCAAGGCUGGCCGGCUACAGCCUGCUGUUGAGAAAUACACGGCCGCCCUGGACGUGGAUCCUUCCAACCGAGGUACCAACGCAAAGCUGUUGCAUAACCGGGCAGUGUGCAAGAUCAAGCUCAAGCAAUACGAUGACGCCAUUGCCGACGCCGACCGUGCCGUGACCCUGGACCCCAGCUAUACCAAGGCCAGGAAGACCAAGGCCAAUGCUCUGGGACAGGCGGGUAAGUGGGAAGAUGCCGUCAAGGAAUGGAAGGCGAUCCAGGAGCUCGACCCGGAGGACCGCUCCAUCCCCACCGAGGUGCGCAAGGCCGAGCUGGAACUCAAGAAGAGCCUGAGAAAGGACUACUACAAGAUCAUGGGCCUAGAGAAGGACUGUGAUGCCGACCAGAUCAAGAGGGCCUACCGCAAGAUGGCCGUCAAGCUCCACCCAGACAAGAACCCCAACGAUCCCGAGGCUGAGGCCAAGUUCAAGGAUAUGCAAGAAGCCUAUGAGUGCUUGAGCGACCCUCAAAAGAAGGCCGCUUACGAUAACGGCGACGAUCUGAUGGACCCUGCCGACAUGUUUGGCGGAGGUGGCGGCAUGGGCGGCGGCAUGGGUGGUAUCGACCCAGAGAUCCUCUUCAGCAUGAUGGGCAACCAAGGCGGCUUCGGAGGCGGUGGUUUCCGAGGCGCUGGUGGAUUCCCCGGAGGCGCUGGAGGCUUCCCUGGCGCCGCUGGCGGCUUCCCUGGAGGAGCCAGCUUCAACUUCAACACGGGUGGCGCCGGUCGUGCGCGCGGUGGCGGGUUUCCUUACCAAUGA
Messenger RNA from Purpureocillium takamizusanense, 2157 nucleotides. RefSeq lists its product as uncharacterized. Bases 1 to 2157 code for a protein of 718 amino acids. NCBI's taxonomy places the organism in Eukaryota, Fungi, Ascomycota, Sordariomycetes, Hypocreales, Ophiocordycipitaceae. The record is from RefSeq and is a predicted model, not a curated record. Gene Ontology annotation, molecular function: protein binding. The transcript is spliced from 3 exons.